AUGGAACCUAGAAAUGCAUCUUUUGAUACUUUUUUUCAUGAAACAAGAACUGGGAAGUAUGUGCCUAGAGCACUUUUCAUGGAUUUAGAACCAACAGUUAUAGAUAGGAUCCGUGUGGGGAAGUAUCAUUCACUCUUCCACCCAGAACAGCUUGUGAAUGGAAAAGAGGACGCUUCGAAUAACUACGCACGUGGUCACUACUCUGCAGAACAGUGCAAUGAACUUCAGGGGUUUUUGGUUUUCCGAAGCUUUGGAGGAGGCACCGGAUCAGGAUUUACAUCUCUCCUAAUGGAGCAGCUCUCAGCAGAGUAUUGCAGGAAGACUAAGUUGGAGUUCUCUGUGUAUCCUUCUCCUAGAAUCUCCACUGCUGUGGUAGAACCUUACAAUGCCGUCCUCACCACUCAUUCCACCAUAGAGCACUCAGACUGUACCUUCAUGGUAGACAAUGAGGCCCUCUAUAACAUCUGUCAUCGUAAACUUGGCAUUGAAUGUCCUACCUAUGCCAGCAUCAAUAGGCUGACAGCGCAAGUGUUAUCUUGCCUCACUGCAUCCCUCCGCUUUGAAGGGCCCUUGAAUGUGGGCCUAAUUGAAUUCCAGACCAACCUAGUGCCUUAUCCAAGAGUACAUUUUCCCAUCACGACACUGGCCCCCAUCAUCUCCGCUGACAAAGCCUACCAUGAGCACCUCUCAGUGCCUGAUAUCACUGCGGCUUGUUUUGAGUUCUCCAACCAGUUGGUCAGGUGUGAUCCUCGGCUUGGAAAGUACAUGGCUUGCUGUCUACUCUAUAGAGGAGAUGUGGUCCCUAAGGAUGUGAAUGUAGCAAUUGCAUCCAUGAAGUCGAGGACUUCUGUUCAGUUUGUUGAUUGGUGCCCAACUGGUUUCAAGGUGGGCAUCAACCACCAGCCGCCCAUGGUGAUGCCAGGAGGGGAUCUGGCUCCAGUUCAGAGGGCUGUGUGCAUGCUGAGCAACACCACAGCGAUUGUGGAAGCCUGGGCCCGCCUGGACCACAAAUUUGACCUCAUGUUUGCCAAGAAGGCAUUUCUGCACUGGUAUAUCACAGAAGGCAUGGAACAAGGGGAGUUCACGGAGGCCAGGGAAGAUCUGGCAGCCCUGGAAAAGGAUUAUGAGGAAGUGGGCUAA
This is a messenger RNA of Nannospalax galili (Upper Galilee mountains blind mole rat), 1140 nucleotides long. Its product is annotated as tubulin alpha chain-like 3. The transcript has 3 exons. The record is from RefSeq and is a predicted model, not a curated record. Gene Ontology annotation, biological process: mitotic cell cycle; microtubule cytoskeleton organization. Gene Ontology annotation, molecular function: structural constituent of cytoskeleton; GTP binding. Lineage: Eukaryota; Metazoa; Chordata; Mammalia; Rodentia; Spalacidae. Gene Ontology annotation, cellular component: microtubule; cytoplasm. The coding region runs from base 1 to 1140 and encodes 379 amino acids.